Molecule: messenger RNA, 808 nt
Organism: Musa acuminata AAA Group (dessert banana)
Lineage: Eukaryota; Viridiplantae; Streptophyta; Magnoliopsida; Zingiberales; Musaceae
Product: NAD(P)H-quinone oxidoreductase subunit M, chloroplastic-like
Exons: 2
Coding region: 64-699 (211 amino acids)
Molecular function (GO): oxidoreductase activity, acting on NAD(P)H, quinone or similar compound as acceptor
Source: RefSeq, a predicted model, not a curated record
ACAUAGGAGAAGGAAAGAGCAUGAAGUCCUAAGAGAGCGAGUCACAGGAGAGACUGGCUGGCCAUGGCUACCACCGCAACCUUUCUUGCUCCGACUGGUUUCUCCAUCCAUGGCUGGUCGGCAAAGAGGAAGGUGGGAAGAGGGAGGAGGCCAUGCUCCAUCAAGUCCCAGCAGCAGCAGCAGCAGCAGCAGCUGGAAAAGGAGCAGGAUCAGCAACCAACACAAAGCCAAACAAGCAUUCCACCGCAGCAGCAGGAGAAGGCGAGGGUGCAGCAGCAGCCGUCGCCACAGCCGAUGGCGAAGAGCAAGAACAUGAGCAGAGAAUACGGAGGGCAGUGGCUGAGCUGCUGCACCCGCCAUGUGAGGAUCUAUGCCGCCUACAUCGAUCCCGUAACCCACGCCUUCGACCAGACCCAGAUGGACAAGCUCACCCUCAUCCUCGACCCCACCGACGAGUUCGUGUGGACGCCCGAUGCCUGUCAAAUGGUGUAUGCCUGCUUCCAAGAACUCGUCGACCACUACGAGGGGGCACCUCUCUCGGAGUACACGCUUCGGUUGAUUGGUUCGGACGUCGAGCACUACAUCCGCAAGCUGCUGUACGAUGGUGAGAUCAAGUACAACAUGAAUUCCAGGGUGCUCAACUUCAGCAUGGGGAAGCCCCGCGUUAAGUUCAACAGCAGCCAAAUCCAGAAUGUAUGACCUACAAUUUGAUCGUGAAUAGUGCCAUGAAAAUUUUCAGAUAAAGCAUGUCAGUCUGUGAUUUAUAGUCAACGGAGACAACACGAGGAAACAAGCGUACCUUAUUUCA